ACGACACUCAGCCCCCCCUAGUCGCCAUGGCACUUGCUUACGAGGCAAUUCCUUCAAUCUCAAGUCGACCACUGCUCAACAUAUAUGAGUUUUGAGUGUAUGCUCUCUGGCUGACCAUCACAACAUCGUUACUCAAUAGACUUGCCCGGUCUAUAUUAUAAAUUUCGUUCCCAUCAUUUAUUUUCUUCCGUGUUUCAACAUGACCGUUAGCAACAACUCCGUAUAUAUCUCCGGCCUGGCUCAUGAGUACCCUCAAUACUCGCAAACACAAGAACAGUUCGCCGACCUCGUCACAAGAUUGGUUCCUGAGUACAUCACAUCGCCAGGGUUCCAGAGAUUACUACAUGUCAACCGCAACACACAGAUCCUGUCCCGUCCCACGAUCUUCGACUACUCCAUAUGGACUAAAGCCGAUGCAAAACCUCCUACUAUCGAUGAAUUGUCGCAGAUUUUCCGAACGACUGGUGUCGAUCUUACAGUAGCGGCAUGCAAAAAAGCAAUGAAGGAAGCACAAUUGUCAGCGACCGACAUCACACACGUUGUAGCAGUCACAUGUACCGACCAGGGUAGCCCUGGCUAUGAUCUCUUCGUCAGCCAGAAGCUUCAGUUGCCUUCUGGUGUACAGAGGGCUCUACUACACGGUGUUGGUUGUGCUGGUGGUCUGUCAGCGCUUCGAGAGGCAGCAAACCUCGCCGCAGCUGCAUCUUCAAGAGGGAGAUCAGCCCGAAUCCUGGUCUUUGCGACUGAGCUCUGCAGUCUCUUCUUGAGGGCAGAGUUGCAGGCUGCAUGUAAAGACAACGAGAACCUGCACAUUGCCCCGGCAUUGUUCUCGGACGGCUCUGCUGCACUGGUAGUCUGCAAUGGACUAGCCAUGAGAGACGAUCAAAAGCCAAUUUACGAGCUCCAAGAGUGGGGAAGUGCAGUAAUUCCGGGGACGAAAGAUCACAUGUCGUACUCUGUGAGCCCGAGUGGUAUGAUAGCUACCAUCACCAAAGAGGUACCAAAAGCCACCGUCGGCGCUAUUGGUACCAUGUUCGACCAAAUCUGCAACCCGACCGGCGCACCCAUCGAUCCUACAACAUUCGACUGGGCCGUCCACCCAGGCGGAGUCACAAUCUUGCAAGGCGCUCAGCAGGCAAUGAACCUCACCGACGACCACAUUCGAGCUUCCCUCGAUACAUACCAGAAGUACGGCAACUCUUCAAGUCCGACAGUACUUGUUGUGCUAGACAAGUUGAGGAGAAUGGGUAAAGGUCGAGAUGACGUAGUGGCCACCAGUUUCGGGCCUGGUUUGAUGAUUGAGAUGUUCCGCAUGAGGCGGUGUCGAGACGAUGAGUCUCAACAGGCUUUAAGUCUGGGUGUACUGGCUAAAGCUCAUAGACUUGGGAUGUCAGUUGUCUCGAGGCUUUCGAGAUCCGGCAAGAGAUCUUCGGUGGUGCAUAGGGUGAGGGCAAGUAAGGAGGCGUAGGCCGGAUCGUAGAGUGACUGCUGGGUGGUUGCAUGAAACAUCACUCCAGUUUAAAGCAAGUA
Macroventuria anomochaeta is the source of this 1530-nucleotide messenger RNA. RefSeq names its product thiolase-like protein. The record is from RefSeq and is a predicted model, not a curated record. Bases 200 to 1468 code for a protein of 422 amino acids. Lineage: Eukaryota; Fungi; Ascomycota; Dothideomycetes; Pleosporales; Didymellaceae. The transcript has 2 exons. Gene Ontology annotation, molecular function: acyltransferase activity, transferring groups other than amino-acyl groups. Gene Ontology annotation, biological process: polyketide biosynthetic process.